Molecule: messenger RNA, 1241 nt
Organism: Ostrinia furnacalis (Asian corn borer)
Lineage: Eukaryota; Metazoa; Arthropoda; Insecta; Lepidoptera; Crambidae
Product: epidermal retinol dehydrogenase 2-like
Exons: 7
Coding region: 297-1226 (309 amino acids)
Cellular component (GO): lipid droplet
Molecular function (GO): oxidoreductase activity, acting on the CH-OH group of donors, NAD or NADP as acceptor
Source: RefSeq, a predicted model, not a curated record
UUAUAUCUUAUCAAUAUUCAUUAGUAGGUUUUAGUUCUCCAAUUGUAUUCGUGAAAACUUACACAAAACAAUUUUACUUAAUUGUUUAUAAUUUGGUAGAUUUUGCGUUUCGUCUCUGAGUGGAUAUAACAUCGAUGUUUCGGGUUCAAAGUUUCAUUACCUGUACUUACCUGAAAUAAUCUGCAAGCGUUUUUGUUAUCAAUCUGUUAUCGUACCUGUGUUGAUUAUAUACGAACUGGCUGGAUACCCUAAGGCAGUUUGUGAGGGAUUGUGGCGUUGUGCUUACUUGAAUAAACAUGGCAGAGGAGCCGUUGGUGAUCGUAGCCGUGAGGCUGGUGCUGGAGUUCGUCUGGACUCUCAUUGUGAUGAACUAUGAGACAUUGAAGGCCAUCUACCUGUUCUUCAUCCCGCCAGAGCCUAAAGAUGUCACCGAGGACAUUAUAUUCAUCACCGGAGCCGGUCAUGGCAUGGGCCGCGAGGUGGCGCUGCGGUUCGGCCGGCUCGGCGCGACGGUGGUCUGUGUGGAUGUCAACCCUGCCUCCAAUGAGGAGACCGCCAAGAUGAUCAAGGCAGAGAAGGGGAAGGCUUUCCAUUAUCAAUGCGACAUCACGAACCGUGACGCUGUCUUCAAACUGGCAGAGAAGGUCCAGAAAGAGGUCGGGGAUGUGACCAUCCUCCUCAACAACGCCGGUAUCAUGCCCUGCAAGCCUCUUCUCAGGCACUCCGAGAAAGAAAUCCGGUCGAUGUAUGACGUUAACGUCCAUGGAGUUCUAUGGACCAUACAAGCCUUCCUUCCCACUAUGUUGGAGAACAACAAAGGCCAUCUCGUGGUCAUGUCGUCCAUGGCUGGGCUGAUGGGCCUCCGUAACAUCGUGCCUUACUGCGGCACCAAGUUUGCCGUCCGGGGUAUCAUGGAGGCACUGGCUAUGGAGCUCCAUGAGGACAAGACUAGGGCUUCGGAUGGGAUCAAGUUCACCACAAUCUACCCUACCAUGGUGAACACGGGUCUGUGCCACAACCCCCGAGCUCGCUUCGCCAAGCUCAAUAUGGUGGAGAAGGAAUUCGCUGCCGAUCUGAUUGUGGACGCCAUCAGGCGGGAACUGACAGAGAUCUCCGUUCCUACUGAUCUCUAUUACGCUAAUAGGUUCAUCUUCCGUUUGCUGCCCUACAAGGCUGGUCUGGCCAUGAAUGACUUCGUCGCCACUGGCCUGGAUCCUCACGACUAGAUCCUGAAGGUAGUU